Drosophila teissieri is the source of this 592-nucleotide messenger RNA. Its product is annotated as thioredoxin-1. Lineage: Eukaryota; Metazoa; Arthropoda; Insecta; Diptera; Drosophilidae. The coding region runs from base 112 to 435 and encodes 107 amino acids. The record is from RefSeq and is a predicted model, not a curated record. The transcript has a single exon.
CCGCCAUUGCACUUAGUUCAGAGUUCGCUCCGAAAGCGUUAACAGCUUAGAACGCAAAGUCUCAAAGUCAAAGUUAAGAACGAGAAACCAACUUGCUAAUCCUCCCGAGAAAUGGCAUCCGUACGCACCAUGAUCGACUACCACAAGCGCAUCGAGGCGGCCGACGACAAGCUCAUCGUGCUGGACUUCUAUGCCACAUGGUGUGGUCCCUGCAAGGACAUGGAGAGCACCGUCAAAUCGCUGGCCAGAAAGUACUCCAGCAAGGCCGUGGUGCUCAAGAUCGAUGUGGACAAGUUCGAGGAGCUGACGGAACGCUACAAGGUGCGCAGCAUGCCCACCUUUGUCUUUCUGCGCAACAAUCGCCGCCUGGCCGCCUUCUCCGGCGCCGACGAGCACAAGCUGACCAACAUGAUGGCCAAGCUGGUGAAGGCCUAAGCACGCCCAGCAUUUCUCAUCUCAACUCAUCUUUCGGAGCUGGCUCAACACUGGACUUGAUUUUUGUUUUAUAUUUUAGCCAUGUUCGCACCAAUUGUGUUCUUUAUGUGUUCAACGUCUUAGCCAUAUUAUUAGUGAUAGUUUAUUCAUGUGAUGU